AUUCACUCUUGAAGAAACUGUCAUGGAGGCACCUAAAUUAUCUUUAUCCAACCAAAUUCUUUCCAAUGUCUUUAAUAAGAAUUCCAUUGGAGUUGUUGGUUCGGCCGUGGCUAGCCAUUAUGGAAUAGAGUUUGUAGAGAAGAUUUUUCAAGAUUUGGGCUAUAAUGAUGUACCAAAAUUUAUCAUUUAUAUUAUUACAACUUUACUAGGCUUUUCAGCCGGAUAUAGUUCAGCGCUAUCUCUGGAUGGAGUUCGUUGGAAAAUCCUUAGAUAUCUAUACGGUUAUCAGAAUUGGAUUCGGCAACCUAAGUCUUUCAAAACUAAAUUAUGGGGUUUAACUGUUAAAGCUCUUCUUGGACCGAAUAACUAUGGAACUUUUGACUUACAGUCAGUGCUACCUAGACUUCCUCUUCCAGAGCUUGAAGAUACAUGUCAGAAAUAUUUAAUGACGGUUAAGCCUUUGGUUUCGGCGGCAGAAUAUGAAGAAACGAAGAAAUUGGUAGAACAAUUUCGUGAUGGAGAAGGGAAGAUAUUGCAAAAGUUUCUUGAAAAGAAAAUAAAAGAAGAGGAUAAUUGGUUAUCCAAGUGGUGGAUUGAUUAUAACUAUCUCCAGAAUCGAGACCCAAUCGCAAUUAACGUCAAUUUCUUUAUGACCGGAACCCUAAAACCAGAAAUUAAAUGUAAACCGAAUGCUCGCAUAGCAACGGUUCUUCACACCGUCGUCAAGUAUGCGGAAUUAAUAGAGCAGAAUCGUUUACAGCCGGAUAUUAUUAUGGGUGUAAUUCCAGUAUGUAUGGAUGGUGCUUAUUACAUGUUCGGUACUUGUCGAAUUCCAGGACCUGAAAUUGAUACCCUUGUUAAGAACAAAGAUGCUAAACAUUGUGUCGUUAUUGCUUAUGGGCAGUAUUACAGACUUGAUUUAUACGCCCCAGAUAAGAAGACUGGAAAGCUGAGAAGUUUGACCAAACUUGAAUUAAGGAAACAAUUGGACAUAAUUGAAGAAGCUGCAAAAGAUAAUAACUAUCUAGAAGAUAUUAAGCCUGUUGCUUCUCUGACAGGCUUGCCGAGAAGUGAAUGGGCAAGUCGACGAAUAAAAUUACAAGAAAAAAACGCUGCUACUCUAGAAGAAAUUGAAUCUUCCCUGUUUAUGGUGUUUUUGAGCGAUCAUAAACGUUUCGAUAAUAUUUCUGAUCAGUCUCAUGCUGCUUUAUGCGGAGAUGGCUAUCAUAGAUGGUUUGAUAAGGGCAUAACUGUUGGUGGUUUUGGUCACUCUAUUCAAGGUGGAGCAAAUAUGGAACAUACAGGAGCUGACGCAACUCAUUACGUUCUUCUUUGGGAGAGAGUUUUGAUUUACGAAAGAUACUCACCCGACGGGGACGUUUUGACACUUGGCGAACCUGAACCAAGAACUCUCCCGCCCCCUAAACCUCUCGAAUGGAAUUUGGACUAUAUGGAAAGUGACAUAACUUACGCUUAUAAUCAUUUGAUGACGAUGGGCGACAAUAUGGAUGUAUUUAGCUUGCACUGCCCUAUUGGAAAGGGAGAGAUAAAGAAGUUGGGCUACAGUCCAGAUGCUUUCGUUCAAAUGGCCAUUCAAUUGGCAUAUUAUAGAAUGAACGGCCAAUUAGCAAAGACUUAUGAACCUGCCUCAACAAGAUUAUUUUUACUCGGACGUACUGAAAAUAUUAAUCCUGUAACCGAACUGUCGGUUGAUUUUGUCAGAAAGAUGGACGACCAGUCGAUGACAGCGAAAGAAAAGAAGCAAGCUUUAGUUAAGGCUAUAGAUUUACAAAAGAAGAAGAAUAUUGAAAGUACCUUAGGAUAUGGUUCUGACAGGCAUAUGCUCGGCCUUCUCUUGGCCGCUAGGGAGCUAGGAAGAGAUACGCCUCUAGUCUUUAGAAAUGAAGCUUAUAAGUUACCUAUGAACUUGAGUACAUCACAAACCCCGACCGUAAUCGGAACAUUGGGUUUGCCUCUGAUAGAAGAGACUAUGGGCGGUGGUUUUGGACCAGCCAGCCAUGAUGGCUAUGGUAUCUUGUAUAUUGUCAUUGGAGAGCAUUUGCUUAAUUUCAACAUAACUUCAUGGAGAACAUGCGAAUCAACUGACUCAAAGAAGUUUGCCGACGUUCUCAUUGAGGCAAUGGGAGAUAUGCGUAGUCUUCUUCAAAAAGCUCAAUUGUAA
This is a messenger RNA of Dimorphilus gyrociliatus, 2182 nucleotides long. NCBI's taxonomy places the organism in Eukaryota, Metazoa, Annelida, Polychaeta, Dinophilidae. The record is from the annotation of a GenBank genome assembly.